AUGAAGACGGCGGAGGAAGAUGUUAGGGCAUUGUUGAACACCAUAUGGAGGAACACAUUUCAAAAAUGGACCCGUAGGGAGAAGUUUGUCCCCGAAACUCGGGAGAUCUUCUACAACCAGCAGCUACCUGAACGUCUGAUCAACCACAAGACAGGGCAUAAUAAGGUCAUCUAUGAGAGAAAUAAAAUAAGAACAACCAAAUAUACACCACUGAACUUUGUCCCAUUGAACAUAUUCUUCCAGUUCACUAAUAUCGCCAACUCCUAUUUCUUGUUUAUUAUCAUUCUAGGUUGUUUCCAAAUUUUUGGCGUCCAGAACCCGGCAAUGCAGGCUGUCCCGCUUAUUGUGAUUGUUGUACUAACUGCAAUCAAAGAUUUGGUAGAAGAUUCCAGACGUGCAAUAUCAGAUCUUGAUAUGAACUCGUCGAAAGUGCAUAAGUUAGUGGGCAUACAGAACAACAAUGCUGCAGAGGACUAUCCCGGACCUUGGAGGCGAUUCAAGAAGGCUAUGACGAGGCAAACAAUAAAAGUGUUGAGACUUUUCAAAAGGAAGAAAAAGAAGCAAAACGCCAAUACGGCCGAAGAGGAAAUGUCCAAAGAGAGCAUGGACUUAUACACGCUACGGUCUAACACCUUGAGUACAAUCAAUUCCAAAGAGGGUGAAGUGGAUUUGCACAAUCCUUUAAGAUUUAAGACGACCCAAUGGAAGAAUGUCAUGGUUGGAGAUAUUCUAAGGAUUCGGAAAAAUGAAGAAAUUCCAUCCGAUGUAUUGUUAUUGAAAUCCAGUAACCAAAACAAUGUUUGCUACAUUGAAACGAAAAACCUUGAUGGUGAAACCAAUUUGAAGACCAAGCAGGCUAUGGAUUGCUCGUCGAGGCAGAUCCACAAACUAUUAGAUUUGGGGAGAAUGAAAUUCACCGUUGAAUCCGAACAACCAACCAAAGAUCUGUAUUCCUUCCACGGUGUUGCACAUUUUGAAGACGUUGAAGGAAUUCAAUCUCCGACAUCAGAGGCAAUCACAAUAGAUAAUGUGUUACUUAGAGGUUCCGUUCUAAGAAACACAAAUUAUGUUAUUUGUAUAGUACUAGCCACUGGUUCGGAAACCAAAAUAAUGCUCAAUUCAGGUGUUACUCCAACAAAGAAAUCAAAGAUAUCAUCAAACUUAAACUACUUUGUCUUGAUCAAUUUUUGUCUUUUAUUUAUUCUUUGUUUUGUGUCCGGGUUGAUCAAUGGUUUAUAUUAUAGGGAUAAGACGCAAUCUCGAUUGUUUUUUGAAUAUGCCCCAGACUCUCCAACAAAUGCUGGUAAUGGUACAUUGGCUUUUUUUGUUACUCUCAUUAUGUAUCAAACCUUGGUUCCUAUUUCUUUAUAUAUUACAAUUGAAAUCAUCAAAACGUUUCAGGUUUUCUUUAUCUACUCAGAUGUUCAAAUGUACUAUGAAAGGUUGGAUUUUCCCUGCACUCCAAAAUCCUGGGGUAUUUCAGAUGAUUUGGGGCAAAUUGAGUAUAUUUUCAGUGAUAAAACAGGAACUUUGACUCAAAAUAUCAUGGAAUUCAAAAAAUGUGCAAUUGCUGAUAAAUCAUAUGGAUUGUCUUAUACCGCUGCACAAGAAGGAUAUGAUAAGAGAAUGGGUAAUGUUGAUAUUGCUAAAAAGAAGGCGGAAAUCAAAGCCUCUAUUAAGCAACAGUAUGAUCAAAUGUGCAAAGCUUUAUCAAAGAGAAAUCCGUUUCUUAAACCUGAGAAAUUGACGUUUAUAUCAAGUAAGUUUGUUGAUGAGAUUGAAGAUAGGGCAAAUCAAGAUUUUUUGCUGGCAUUAUCGUUAUGCCAUUGUGCAGUCAUUGAACAUGAAGAUUUAGAGAAUAUGGACGAUGGUACUAUAAUAAACUACAGUGCGGAAUCACCUGAUGAGGUUGCUCUAGUUUCGUUUGCAAGAGAUAUGGGUGUUGUUUUCUUGGGUAAGGAAAACGAUGAAUACAUUGUCUAUCAAGAUGGCACAGAACAUAGAUAUAAACUUCUAAACGUUAUACCAUUCACCUCGGCACGUAAGAGAAUGUCAAUUGUUUUGGAAUUUCCAGACGGGACUAUUAGGAUGUAUAUGAAAGGUGCUGAUAACAUUAUUUUACAAAGGUGUGUUAAGGGGGAAUUCGAUAGUACGAUCAAUGAGAAUUUAGAAGAGUUUUCUGAAGAAGGACUGCGUACAUUGUGCGUUUCAUAUAAGGACCUUCGUAGAGACGAAUUCGACUCCUGGUAUGAGAGAUACUUUGAUGCCAGCAAAUUAUUGGAUGAGCAAAGAGAAAUCCAGAUGUCACAAUUGGCUGAUGAAUUUGAACAAGGCGUUAAAUUAAUUGGUGCAACUGCUAUUGAUGAUAAAUUACAAGAUAAUGUUCCUCAAACAAUCGAGACUUUAAGAAGAGCGGGUAUUAAAAUAUGGGUUUUGACUGGUGACAAAGUCGAAACUGCAAUCAGUAUUGGUUAUUCGUGUUCAAUGUUAAACAACAAUAUGGAUUUACUAAGAUUGCAAUGUGAAAAUAUUGAAGAAUUGGAAAAGACGGUGGACAAUUAUUUAGUUGAAAAAUUCAACAUAACUGAUGUUAAUGAUCCCAAACUUAUUAAAGCUGCUAGAAAGGACCAUUCGAUACCAAAUUACAACCAUGCAUUAUUAAUUGAUGGCCAAACAUUAACAUUAUUGUUUGAAGAAUGUGAACUGGAAAUUCAAUUGAAGUUCUUAAUGCUAUGUAAGAAAUGUUGCUCGGUUUUGUGCUGUCGUGUAUCGCCCUCGCAAAAGGCAGAUAUUGUGAGGUUGGUGAAGGACAAUCUCAAUGUCAUUACGCUUGCUAUUGGAGAUGGUGCGAACGAUGUUUCCAUGAUCCAAGCAGCUAAUGUGGGUGUGGGGAUUGCAGGUGAAGAAGGAAGACAAGCUGCAAUGUCAUCAGAUUUUGCGCUUGGACAAUUUGAAUAUUUACAAAGGUUGUUGUUAGUCCAUGGGAAAUGGUCUUAUCAAAGGUUAUCUAAGAUGAUACCGUUAUUCUUCUUCAAGAAUAUGAUUUUUGUUAUGCCGCUCUUUUGGUAUGGUAUUUUCAACAACUUUGAUGGUUCCUAUUUGUAUGAAUAUACGUUCUUGAUGUUAUUCAAUUUAUUUUUCACGUCAGUUCCAAUUAUUGCUCUUGCAACCUUAGAACAAGAUGUUCCAGACUAUGUUUGCUUGAUAAUACCACAGCUAUACAGAGACGGGAUUGAAAGUACAUUCCUAAAACAUGUUUUCCGGUUUUUGUAUGGUAUGUUUGACGGUUUAUAUCAGAGUGCAAUUGCGUUUUUUUUUCCAUGGUUAGCAUUUCGAACUGGCGGAAUCCAGACACGGAAUGGGUUAAGUAUUGCAUCUGCAUUUUCAGUUGGUACGUAUUCUGUUCACAUUGCAAUUAUCUCAUGUAAUUUGUACAUGAUUUUGAAGCAGAAAAGAUGGGAUAAAAUUACUGUCUGGUGUAACAUAGUUUCAAAUCUAUUGUUGUUUAUUUGGACAGCAUGCUGGUCGACUAAUAAAUGGGCGAAUAAAUAUUUUCAAAUCGGAUUGAGGUGUUAUCAAAGUGCUAAUUUCUGGGCAUGUGUUGCAGUUGGAAUACUAUGCGCAAUGAUUCCUGGACUGAUGAUUCAUAUUAUCAAGGUAAAUUGGUUUCCUGAUGAUGUUGAUAUGGUUCGUAGCAUGAUUGGAUUUAGCAUUUUACCCAAUAAAAGUGAGGAAGAGAAACACAGACAAAUUGAAGUCGCAAAAAGGAUUUGCGGCUAUGAUGAUAAUGACGAAGAUACCGAUAGUAGAUCUAGUGAAAAAGUAUAA
Pichia kudriavzevii is the source of this 3828-nucleotide messenger RNA. RefSeq lists its product as uncharacterized. The coding region runs from base 1 to 3828 and encodes 1275 amino acids. Gene Ontology annotation, cellular component: plasma membrane. Gene Ontology annotation, molecular function: ATP hydrolysis activity; magnesium ion binding; ATPase-coupled intramembrane lipid carrier activity. The record is from RefSeq and is a predicted model, not a curated record. Lineage: Eukaryota; Fungi; Ascomycota; Pichiomycetes; Pichiales; Pichiaceae. The transcript has a single exon. Gene Ontology annotation, biological process: phospholipid translocation.